Fomitopsis serialis is the source of this 339-nucleotide messenger RNA. Its product is annotated as U5-snRNA binding site 2 of PrP8-domain-containing protein. The transcript has 2 exons. Gene Ontology annotation, cellular component: U5 snRNP; catalytic step 2 spliceosome. Gene Ontology annotation, molecular function: U2 snRNA binding; U1 snRNA binding; pre-mRNA intronic binding. NCBI's taxonomy places the organism in Eukaryota, Fungi, Basidiomycota, Agaricomycetes, Polyporales, Fomitopsidaceae. Gene Ontology annotation, biological process: mRNA splicing, via spliceosome; spliceosomal tri-snRNP complex assembly. The annotation marks the transcript as partial. The record is from RefSeq and is a predicted model, not a curated record.
UCGCUGAAGGAUGCCGUAUGGAAUCUUACCAAUGAGCAGACGAACAUCGCUACUUCCCUCGAAUCGCUUGCCAGUGCUAAUCUUGGUGUCCAGCAGUUCAACCGAAUUCGUCAGGUCUUGAUGAGCUCAGGCUCGACGACGUUCUCCAAGAUCGUCAACAAGUGGAACAUCGCCCUCAUUGGUCUGAUGACGUACUACCGUGAGGCCGUCAUCCACACGAACGAGCUAUUGGACUCCCUCGUCAAGGCCGAGAACAAGAUCCAGACACGUGUCAAGAUCGGCUUGAACUCCAAGAUGCCGUCGUGUUUCCCUUCGGUCGUCUUCUAUACACCGAAAUAA